CGGUUUUCGUUCAUCAAUUGCCAGAAUUCUCUUUAGUCGUUAAUUCCAACGUCCAUCGGUCCGGAUACACAUGAUUUCGUGCACAAACCACUUGAUGGCUAGGAAUAUGAAUGGAAGGACAAGAAGCACUAGAAAUUGUGGUCGGUACAGCUCGCCGUCGCCGUUCGAAUGUUCUCCAGAACCCGUCUUCCUUCGAUUUCUGCAGACCCCAAACUUUUAUUUACCCUUCGUCGCCACGACGACCCCAUUUUUUUCUCUCUCAAUUUUACGCCCGUGCGACUAGCACCUCCUGCGCGGCAUCGUUAAUAUUUUUUUCAAAAACAAAAGUCUUGUGGCUUCAACCUUGUAUUUAAUUAGUCUCAACUCUUCUAGUGCCAAGAAAAAAAAAACAUGUCGUCGGUCACCCUCACCUGUCCGAACGAGAAGAAGGACCUCGGCGGCAUUGUGAUUAACGAGGGCAAGGUCGUGCUGGUAAAUCCAAACUCUUGGGCGGCGAGCCUUCCCGCGAGCCAGCUCGACAUCGGGGAUGUGCUCGUCGAUGUGAACGGCACGCCCUUGACCACCGUCACAGACUUGGCCAAGCGAAAGCAACUGCUCAGCGGCGCCAAUUUAAAGCUCAAGCUGGACCGACCCCAGCAGCGGGUACGUUUUUUUUUCCGUUGAGACCUGGCUUAUCGGAUCACAAAAUAAGUUGGCUGUUACUUGUGUUUUUGGCUAGAUUUUUGGCGCGACAUUAAAUUAAUUUCUGGAAGCACUUGUUUGUAUCGCAUAAAAUCAUCACUUCAGUGCCAAACGAUUGUGGGGCAGUUGCAGGACAAGACUCCGGGGUGCCGCAUGAAGGGCCGCCAAGUGUCGUGGAUAGGUGCGUCCGGUUUCGCCGUGGAAAUUGGCGUACAGGUGAACGACGAGCUGAUUGCCAUCGACGGCAAAGGUUACUCCGAGCUGACCCCGGAUGAGAAGAUGAACGCGUUGACGAAGAUCCGGCCGUUGCAAAUGCUCUAUCAGCGUCCGGGCGCGUCUGAGCCGACUGUUCCACGUGCAAAAAGCGUCGGCCUGGCCGGACAGAAGCCAGCUGCUGGAGGGGCCGGCGCGGCCGACGGCGCUGCUGCCGGCUCGUCGUCGGGAUCAGCAGUUGCCUCCCCUGGCGGCGGCGGUCUCUUCGCGGCUUGCUGCAGCUCCUGCGCUGCAAAAAGGGGCGCACCAGACGAGAUCAUCAUUGUAUGAGACAGGGGGUGGAUGUUUUUGCUUCUCCGAUUUUUUUCCUAGAGAAUACAAGCCAUGCUAUUGCUAGCCCUCGCAAGUUUCAGAAGCAUACGCGCCUCUUUCGACGGGGCAACCGAUGGUGGAUUUUUUGCAUCUAGUGUCCGCCGUACUCUGACUCACGUUUGCUCGAAAUAAGUGCUUAAAUAGCUAAAAGUAGUUGGAACUGGAAGGAAGGAGUUGUGGGUCCUUCGCGAAUUAGGGAAGUGGUUUAGUAGAUGUACGCAUUCACAUGGUAGGAAG
This is a messenger RNA of Amoebophrya sp. A120, 1503 nucleotides long. Lineage: Eukaryota; Dinophyceae; Syndiniales; Amoebophryaceae. The record is from the annotation of a GenBank genome assembly.